AUGAAUCCUGACGGCUUGCUCACGAACCUUAACCAGUCUCAGCAGGCUGCUGUAUCCUCGUUCGCAGACACUCUCGCGAUUUUGGCUGGCCCCGGAAGUGGAAAGACGCAUACUUUGACCUCGCGGACAGCAUGGUUACUUGCGCAGGGCCUCCAGCCGUGGAACGUAAUCGUCGCAACCUUCACGGUCAAGGCCGCGCGGGAGAUGAAAGAGAGAAUUGGGAAGUUGAUUGGAAAUGGAACGGAAUCGAAACUCAUACUGGGGACCUUUCACAGCAUUGCGCGAAGAUACCUGGCUCGAUACGGACAUCUGAUUGAUAUCAAGAAGGAUUUUGGAAUUGCGGACAGUGCAGAUUCUCUGGCGAUCAUCAAGCGUAUUGUGAAAAGGCAUCGCUUCAUGAUAGAUGCAAAAGUUGUCCGAUCGCGAAUCAGCGGAUUAAAGGCUCGUACAUCCGUGGACCAAGAAGUCAAAUCCCAAAAAAAGUUUGGCGCCAAGAUUGUAGAAGAGCAAGAAUUCGAGAAGUGUUAUGAGGAAUACGAAGAGGCCCUACGCAGAUCAAAUCUGCUCGACUACGACGACUUACUCCUUCGAUGUGUCGACCUCCUCCGAAUGCACCCUUCCUGCGUAUCUAAUGUAGAAGCUGUCCUGAUUGACGAGUUUCAAGACACCAAUUUGGUGCAGUUCGACCUGAUGCGACUUUUUGCUGCCCAGCGAAAGAGAAUCACUAUUGUCGGCGACCCAGACCAAAGUAUCUAUGGCUUCAGAGCAGCAGAGAUCAAGAAUUAUAAACGUAUGCUUCACCAAUAUCCGGACACGGUUACAAUAGCUUUGGAGGAGAAUUACAGGUCCUCAGGGGCGAUUCUGAUGUCGGCUUUGAGUGUUAUCCAACAGGACAGCUCGAGAGUUGCAAAGUCACUCCUAGCAACUCACUCGCCAGGUACGAGACCUGUACUUCGGAAAUUAUCAGGGGCGCAAAAGGAAGCUCAUUGGAUUGUGACGGAGAUACAGAGGAUCAGGGGAAUGACGGGAGAACUUCUAGACUUGAACGACUUCGCCAUAUUGUUGAGGUCUUCUGCUUUAUCCCGGCUGAUCGAAACUGCUCUGGGUAAGGCUGGUAUCGCAUACAGGAUGGUUGGUGGCCAGCGAUUCUAUGAUCGACUUGAGAUCAAAACUGUCCUAGACUACUUGCGAGUCAUCAACCAGCCGGACAACAAUGAUGCUCUCGCUAGAAUCAUAAAUACCCCUUCCAGGAGGAUUGGCGAAGCAACCAUUAAAGACUUACUCGAAGAAGCAGACCAGUCCAAGAUCACACUGUGGACAUUAAUACUCAAUAUCGUGCAACGUAAGCGAACGACGAAGACGAAGCUGAAGAACAAACAGGAGCAAAAUCUUGCAGCUUUUGUCAACAUCAUUUUGAUGGGAAGAAGCAAGUCGGCUGGCCCUCCAGAUGAGCGAUUGUCUACUUCCGGGCUGAUACAGUUUGUGCUCGCGAAAACAAGUUAUGAGAGAUGGCUCGAGGAGCACCACGGGGACGAGAAUAAAGCCAGAUGGGACAACGUCCAAGAACUAAUCACGCAAGCCAAUGACUUUGAAGAUCUCAUAUCAUUUGGCUAUGAGGAUGAAACUCUUCCGGAAAUUGAUGGCUUGAAGCAGAAUGACGAUGCCGAUACACUUUCAAGGUUCCUGGCGAACGUGGCCCUUGCCUCGGAAGUAAAGCCAGAGGAUGCCGAAACUGCCACAAUAACCCGAAUCACAAUCUCGACAAUCCAUGCUGCGAAGGGUCUCGAAUGGCCUGUUGUGUUUAUCCCGGCCGCCUAUCAAGGCUCAAUCCCACAUUCUCGGGCCGAGGAUACGAAUGAGGAACGAAGACUCUUAUAUGUAGCUAUGACGAGAGCCAAAGCUUUGCUGUACAUGAGCUGUCCUAUUAAGAGUACUUCGAAUGAAGACACGAUUCUUUCGCCCUUCUUAACGCCGCCAGGACUCGCUUCACUGCUGGACGCAAAAGGCCCAUCGCUCGGGUCGCCAGCAGUCACGGAUUUGGCACAGAUCCUAAGACGAAACUUGCCAUCUCGGAGAUCAAUUGAGAAAUCAUCUGCAUCACUCACUAGCACAGAAGACGACCUGUUUCCGGAACGCGGCGAAGAGAAAGAGUCGGAUCAGGAGUUGAGAUGGAAUUCUAUGACAGCAGGGACCUCAAGCUUCAUGGCGGGACAGCAAGCCCCUAAGCGACGACGAGCUGAGCUGGGGCGAUCCAUGAGUAACCUCGAAGGACCCGAGAGGGAUUGGAAACCUUCUUAUGCUACCACCAUGGACCGGGCUGCGAGCUUUACAACGGCUGGAUUUGUGACGGCAGGUUCGCAUCUGCAAGUGCUAAAGGAACAAUCGGUCAAUGGCACUUUGAACGACGAGCAAGACGCAGAAGAUUUCGAUCGGGGGAAGAAGAAGCCCAAACAGACAGGCAGACUUCCGGAAGGCCAAGGGACCUUGUUUGGGUUUUUCGGUAAAUCGGAGCCCCAGGUCAACAAGCCUGUUCCCAUGAUCAAGGAAACGGAUCCGAAGCCUCGUGCCCCAAUUGUUGCGAAAUCAUUUAAUCAAGCACGAUCAAAAUCCACCACAUCGGAACAUGUAGGCAUAGCUACCGCACUUUCAAACCAUCGCUUAGGUAACGGGACAUCGGGAAAUCGCCUCCGACAGAAUGCUCAGCUAGACGUACAAUCCCACAGAAACGAUUAUGUGUUUCUUUCAAGUUCGCCACCAAGGCCUAAUCCUCCUUCUCCUACUCACCAGGAAAAGAAACUCUCACCUCAACCCCCACCACAGCCCGCGGGUCUCACAGCCAGGCCUCCCAUCCUGAACAAGAUUCGUCCGCCGAUCAUAUCGACACACCAGACGACAGUUUCCAUGCUGCAGAAUGGGAACGUGAAUGGGACUGGAGCGCGAAAGACGUUGGGGGUGCGCCGGUCUAUGGAUGGGUGGGCGAGUCGCAAGGGGCAGAAGCAGAGCUUCAAACCCCCUACUAUGCAACGCCCUUGA
Molecule: messenger RNA, 3033 nt
Organism: Drepanopeziza brunnea f. sp. 'multigermtubi' MB_m1
Lineage: Eukaryota; Fungi; Ascomycota; Leotiomycetes; Helotiales; Drepanopezizaceae
Biological process (GO): recombinational repair
Cellular component (GO): nucleus
Molecular function (GO): ATP binding; hydrolase activity; DNA binding
Source: RefSeq, a predicted model, not a curated record